Molecule: messenger RNA, 17214 nt
Organism: Lymnaea stagnalis (great pond snail)
Lineage: Eukaryota; Metazoa; Mollusca; Gastropoda; Lymnaeidae
Source: the annotation of a GenBank genome assembly
CAGAUUUUCAGACGGUCAACCAGAUCUACCGAAUCAGCGGCGACGUCCAAGAAGAUCAAGAUGCAGCAGUGGAAUGGUGUGGUCAAUAUUACCCUUGUGGAGGGCUCCAACCUGGUGGCCAUGGAUGACAAUGGACUAAGUGACCCGUACGUCAAGUUUAGGCUCGGCCCUGAGAAAUACAGGAGUAAGGUAAGAUGACCACUACAUCUGUAUUUCUACAUCAUCUUUACUUCUGCAUCAUCUUUAUUUCUUCUUUUCCCACGAUGAAUCUAAAGUUAAACAAUUUUCUUAUAACGAAAAAACUCGACUGUUUCAAUAAUAAGUGUUCCAAUAGUAUAAGAUGGUCUGGGCAGCUCUGCAAGUCAAGUUUUGGAACGAAAAAUGCUGCCAGUGAAUUUGUAGUGAACAGAUAACAGAAUGGGACACCUGCCAACUUAAAGUUAUACAUUUGAAACCUGACGCUGCUUACCGGAAAGUCGAUACCAGAUUUUUUUUAACACUACCCAGACAGUUUCGACCAAUCCCAACAGUUUCGAUCCACUCCGACUGUCCAGAUCAACCCCAACAGUUGAGACCAAUCGUUUUGGUAGUGUUGCUCAGACUGUGUACAUUGUUCCUGUACAUUAGCACGCACAGGUACACACAAAUGGUGAAGCUGUAUGUUCAGACUGACCGAACUGCCAUUACUUCCCAAUCAUGGGUUGAAAGACCCGACCCCGUAAGACAUAGGCCGUAAUCUGUCUAGGUUUUUCGCCCGUUUCGGUUGGCUGUGAAUACCUGAGUUGAGUCCCUUCUCAAGACACACGGCGGUCGGUGGCCAUAGUUGAGUCCCUUCUCAAGACACACUGCGGUCGGUGGCCAUAGUUGAGUCCCUUCUCAAGACACACGGCGGUCGGUGGCCAUAGUUGAGUCCCUUCUCAAGACACACUGCGGUCGUUGGCCAUAGUCGAGUCCCUUCUCAAGACACACUGCGGUCGGUGGCCAUAGUCGAGUCCCUUCUCAAGACACACUGCGGUCGGUGGCCAUAGUCGAGUCCCAUCUCAAGACACACUGCGGUCGUUGGCCAUAGUCGAGUCCCUUCUCAAGACACACUGUGGUCGGUGGCCAUAGUCGAGUCCCUUCUCAAGACACACUGCAAUCGGUGGCCAUAGUCGAGUCCCUUCUCAAGACACUGCGGUCGGUCCAUAGUCGAGUCCCCUCUCAAGACACACUGCGGUCGUUGGCUAUAGUCGAGUCCCUUCUCAAGACACACUGUGGUCGGUGGCCAUAGUCGAGUCCCUUCUCAAGACACACUGCAAUCGGUGGCCAUAGUCGAGUCCCUUCUCAAGACACUGCGGUCGGUGGCCAUAAUCGAGUCCCUUAUCAAGACACACUGCGGUCGGUGGCCAUAGUUGAGUCUCUUCUCAAGACACACUGCGGUCGCUGGCCAUAGUUGAGUCCCUUCUCAAGACACACUGCGGUCGGUGGCCACGCCUUGUUUAUAAGUGACGGCGUUGGUCAAUGCUUUACGUCGUGGCUGGUCAGUUUAUUGCCGCGGUAUUCAAUGUGAUGUAAUAUAGGACAAGUCACAUUGACAAGUCUAGCUUUAAAUGUAAGUGAUCUGUCCACGCAGACACAUUGACAAGUCUAGCUAUAGAUGAAAGUGUUCUGUCUACCAGUCCCUGUGAUAAGUCUAGCUAUAGAUGAAAGAUUUACGUCCACCAGUCCCUGUGACAAGUCUAGCUAUAGAGGAAAGAUGUACGUCCACCAGUCCCUGUGACAAGUCUAGCUAUAGAUGAAAGAUUUACGUCCACCAGUCCCUGUGACAAGUCUAGCUAUAGAUGAAAGAUUUACGUCCACCAGUCCCUGUGACAAGUCUAGCUAUAGAUGAAAGAUUUACGUCCACCAGUCGCUGUGACAAGUCUAGCUAUAGUUGAAAGUGUUCUGUCCACCAGUCACAGCUAUAAAUAAAAGAAUUAUGUCCACCCAACCAUUGACUCACGAGUAACUAAUAUUCGAAGCUAAUAUCUUAAGCCGAUUCAUCUGAUGGAAAGGGGUGGGCGUAGCGUGUGUCCCAUGUUUAACUUUAGGAUAUUUGGGGAUAAAGAGGACUGUCCAGACGGUUAAUGUUUGUGAAACCACUUACUGAAGUUUACUCCUUAAAAAUGUUACCGUUUAUAACGUUCUGUCUUUUUUAAAAAGUAUUUAAAAAUAAAAUGUGUCCUUUUACCUUUAUCCCACGAUGAGAGAUUGUUACAUCUAAAUUUAAACAAUUUUCUUAAUAACAAAAAAUCUCGACUCUGCUCCAAUAUAAAACUCUAAAAAAGAUGAAGAAAAAUGAGUUUCAACAUUAACAGGGCGAGUGCGUUUUCUUUUGUUAAGGGUGAUUUUAAAGCUUAAAUUAAAAAUUACAUUUAUUUUUUUCAGUACACUAUUUACAAUGUUGUCAGCCUUGAUAAAAUGAAGGAAGUUAGUAACUUAAAAUUCUUUUACUUUCCAAAGUUUAAAAGUAAGACACUGAAUCCUCGGUGGCUGGAAAAUUUCGACCUCAGACUUUUUGAUGACCAGAGUUCGCAGUUGGAAAUAACCGUCUAUGAUCACGACACAAGGGGAAAAGAUGAUUUUAUGGGAAGGUGAGUGGGGGGGGGGGGGGAAAUGAUUUUUUGGGGAGGGGAUUAAAAAAAAAAUGAUUUUAUGGGCAGGUGAUUGAAAAAAAAAUGAUUUUAUGGGCAGGUGAUUGAAAAAAAAAUGAUUUUAUGGGCAGGUGAUUGAAAAAAAAAUGAUUUUAUGGGCAGGUUAGUGAAAAAAAUAUGAUUUUAUGGUCAGGUGAUUGAAAAAAAUAUGAUUUUAUUAUCAGAUUAUUGAAAAAAAUAUGAUUUAAUGAUCAGGUGAGUGAAAAAAAUAUGAUUUUAUGGGCAGAUGAGUGAAUUUUUUUGGAGAUUAUUUUUUUUCCUCAACUCCAGUAGUCUACAACUACAUUGAGCCACAUUCUGGCUUGAUGAAUAGACUGUAACUAGCUAACUCCAUUUGUCUACAACUACAUUGAGCCACAUUCUGCCUUGAUGAAUAGAUUAUAACUAGCCAACUCCAGUAGUCUACAACUACCUUGAGCCACAUUCUGGCUUGAUGAAUAGACUGUAACUAGCCAACUCCAGUACCAGUGGUCUACAACUACAUUGAGCCACAUUCUGGCUUGAUGAAUAGACUGUAACUAGCCAACUCCAGUACCAGUAGUCUACAACUACAUUGAGCCAAAGUCUGGCUUGAUGAAUAGACUGUAGCUAGCCAACUCCAGUACCAGUAGUCUACAACUACAUUGAGCCACAUUCUGGCUUGAUGAAUAGACUGUAACUAGCCAACUCCAGUACCAGGAGUCUACAACUACAUUGAGCCACAGUCUGGCUUGAUGAAUAGACUGUAACUAGCCAACUCCAGUACCAGUAGUCUACAACUACAUUGAGCCACAUUCUGGCUUGAUGAAUAGACUGUAGCUAGCCAACUCCAGUACCAGUAGUCUACAACUACAUUGAGCCACAUUCUGGCUUGAUGAAUAGACUGUAACUAGCCAACUCCAGUACCAGUAGUCUACAACUACAUUGAGCCACAUUCUGGCUUGAUGAAUAGACUGUAGCUAGCCAACUCCAGUACCAGUAGUCUACAACUACAUUGAGCCACUGUCUGGCUUGAUGAACAGACUGUAACUAGCCAACAGCAGACUACCGUUAUUUGAGAAAAUAGUGCCCCUAAAAUAUCUAAUAUUUUUCAACUGCAAUGUUCCUUCUAAUCAAAUCAAGCCUGCUGAAGGCACUUUUAGGGCGGCAUAUUGGGUCAACUUAAUUUACAAAGGCUUAUGAUUUGUGUGUGUUAUGUAGGCUUUGUGGUUGUCAUGAGUGAGGGGUGGCAAAGUCAAGGACCACCACGGACAUCAUAAACUCCAGCAAGUUGGCUGUUUUUUGGGUGUUUACUUGUACAAAUUAAGAAAGAAAAACAAUAACUGGCAAUUAGAAAUUCUUUAUAUUUUUGUGUUUUAAGAGCCCUAAAGAAAUGUUUUUUCCUCCAGUGUGUUUUUGUAUAUUUUUUUCUCUAAUCCAUUUGAUUAGGGCAGUGAUAGAGUUAUCCCAGCUAGAGAAGGAGAGGACCCAUACCAUUGUACAGCCACUUGAAGAUGGUGCAGGCACCAUCACACUUCUGCUCACAGUCAGCGGCACAUUCGGCAGUGAGAUGGCUUCAAACCUGGCCAACUACACACCAAAUGCCCUUGACAAGGACAAAAUUGUCAAUAAAUAUGUAAGCCUUUUCAUCUUAUCAAAUGCAAUUAAAUGAGACACUACACAUUAUCUGGUGACUGACCUGGUGUUUCAAUAAAAUUUUUGUUUUAUUGUUUAACACACAGCUUAGCAUAGCACAAUGUUUUGUCCACCCGUCACAUUGACAAGUCUACCUAUAGAUGACAGGGACCCGUUGACUCAUGUUUUAAAUGUCUUUGAGAGUUUUGAUGGGGAACUCAUUUACAUACUGAAACACAGCUUGUAAUAAAAGUUGACGUGUUAAAAUAUGAAUAGACAAGCCUUUGAAUUAGCAGACUCUUCUAUAAAAAAAACUCACAUCUUCUAUUUAUCCUUUUAAUUAAGUGUUGAAGUAGUCUGUUAUUAUUUUAUCAAAACCUUGAUGAUUAAUAAAAUAAAGACAAUACUAAUUUUUUUUUUACAUUCAUUAAGCUUAGGCUCACUCACUAUUUAUGUUGCAGGGUCUCUUGAACUCAUUCAGGAAUCUCGAUGACAUUGGGCACUUAGAGGUCAAAGGUAACACACACGAACGUUUUUUAAAAAUUGUGUAAGCUCAGCCAAUGGCUAUGUGUCGAAGUCAAACAAGGUGUUCCUCACUCUUGAAUUAAAACACUGAAGUUUAACCUCAUUAUAGUUUUCUUUCCUCUGUGAUGUAAGCUUAAUCGAGACAUGUGAAUGUUAUGGCGAGACAUGGGAAUGUUAUGGCGAGACAUGUGAAUGUUAUGGUAAGACAUGUGAAUGUUAUGGCGAGACAUGUGAAUGUUAUGGCGAGACAUGUGAAUGUUAUGGCGAGACAUGUGAAUGUUAUGGCGAGACAUGUGAAUGUUAUGGAGAGACAUGUGAAUGUUAUGGCGCUGAUUCACAUCCUUAUAUUAUUUGUACCAUUAUAUUGUCACUCUUCUUUGAUAAAUGCUGAUCUUGAGAUUGCAAUGUGUGGGCAAACAUUUCCCGUUUCAGUAUGGAAAGCCCAUAACCUGCAGUCAGCAGACUUUGGGGGUCUCAGUGACCCAUUUUGUGUGCUGGAGCUUGUUAACAACAGAGUACAAACGCAAACAGAAUACAAGACACUUAAUCCUGAGUGGGGCAAGGUUUUUACAUUGUAUGCACCGUUUACAUUGUCCUAAGAGUAAAUAUUAACCCUAGAUACAUGUGCAGAGCAAUACAAUGGUAGAACAUAUAUUUUAACAUUAUUACGACAAAACAUUGUCUGUGUUAUCUAUUUUUAAAAUACAGAACAACUGUGUAGAACAGGUAAAAACACUAUUUGAACAAUAAUCAAAAGUGCUUCAACAUUCAAGUUUGUAGCCACAGUUAUGCUUUUGGUCUAUAGAAGAAGGAUUUAGAAAAGAAUCUAAGAGCUAAUUUUUUUUUUUAUUAUUUAUUUAGGCAUUCUUUUUAUAGCGUUUACCUUACAGCUCUAAGCGCUUUACAAUUAUUAAAAAUAUGUAAACUAUUUAAACUGCUAAAGUAAAAUAAAAAUGAAAAACCAGAGACACUAGAAUAGUAACUACAAUGUGAAAAAUGACUAUAGAAACAGUAGCUUAAACAUUAAAAUGGUUAUAAAAACGAGUACACUUUGGCACGUUUUGGCCUAUUCUACAGGAUCAACCCGAGACAGAAAAUGAUAUACUAUUUUUGUUUGCCAGUUUUCAUUUGCGAAAGGUUUAAAAACAAAAAUUCUUGGACUAUUUCAGCCAGGUUAAAGACAUCCAUUCGGUGUUAGAAGUGACGGUGUACGAUGAGGAUCGUAACAAAAAAGUGGAAUUCUUGGGGAAAUUUGCAAUACCGUUGUUGAAGGUAAGUUGUGUUCCAUGUUGUUUUGUUGGGUUUUUUUUUUUUGUGUAAAAUUAUUGUUUCAAAUGAUUAAUACAAAGGUAGCAAAGUUUUCUAAUAUUAUCAUCAUGUUGCCUCUUGAUUCAGGUGAGAAAUGGAGACAGGCGCUGGUACGCCUUGAAAGACAGGAAGAUGGUUCACAAAACAAAAGGUUCCGUUCAGCUUGAAAUGGAUUUAGUAUUCAAUCAUGUGAGUUUUAACUUUAUAGCUUGUGUAAACGCAUAUUCGAUGCUUGUAAAAGACACACUGAUGACAACCCCUGUCUAUUUAACAUAAUCAAAGACCAUUUAACCCAUAUCAAUAGAAAUAGAAUAGUGUCUCUUAAUAAGUCUUUGAUAGCCGAGACUAAACGUGAACAGACAAAUAUAAGUCUUCUGGGUUUUGGUCCGGGAUUUUCACUGUUAUUCAAGGAUUGUAAAAAACUGUUCGACGUAGUUGCUCUCUGAUAUGCCCGCACGACUUUAUUUAUAGUGAGAGCACAAAUGGCUUUUAAGCUCAAAGUUUGAAUGGUAUCCAUAAAAUGCGCCAAUGUUCACCUGCACCAUUUGAAUAAUUUUGAAGUAGAAGCAAAUACGCCUUUAAAGUUUUGUAUUUGUAUAUUUGUAGAAUGUUCUUCACGUCUAUUAGGCUAGGCAGUGUUUUAAUCACUGGUUAGCUCCGUCAAUUUUACGCGUAAUCCUGAUAUUGUUUAACAUGCUGACAUACGCUAAAUUCUUACAUUGUAUUAGAUACCAGCGUGUACGUGAGCCUGAUACUAGCCGUUAUGUCGUUCUGGUCACACGUUACACAUAGGCUACUGCAAUAAGCUUUUGCCUUUAAAAGACACCGAUGGACUGAUACGAGUAUCAAACUCACGUUUGUAAUAACAUUGUAGUAACUGCCCUGAUUUGAGACCAUACGUUAUGAACGACAGUGCAGUAGUAGCCUAAUUGCUGGACCUACAUGUUAGCCCCCACUGAUUCUGAAUGUAAGUCAGUGAGUCAGUGUACGUGCUACGAGUUAAACCCUUUUGCAUGAAUACUUUGAUAAUUAAACAUUAUUAAAGUAAUAAUUUCAAUUGUCAUGCGUGUAGCAGGUACUGUAUACUGUAUGAUCAGUGCGCAUCUGUAUUGUUAGUUAAGUAUCUUUGUCAUGACCUGUAACUAUAAAGUUAUUUAAUUAGGGUUGACAGGUCUGCUUCCAAAAAAUAUCGGAGGGGGAUGCUAAAUAGUCCAAUUUUUUUUUUUUUAUUCACUGAAGCAAUGUAGGCCUAUUUGUGUUUUAUACUGAGAACUGAUUCAACUGACAGCUGUGACUAAAGAUUAACCAAAUAUUACUCACAUGGUGGUUUAAUUAGAACACAGCAAAAUAGUAUUUACAUAAAACAAUGAUUAUGAAUUAUGUUUAUAAUGCUUCAACGAAACCUUUGGUUUGACAAAUUUGUGCUCUACAUAUUGAGGCUAGCACUCAUUGAAUCUCAAAUAAUGAUACGUUAUUGAGUGUUCCAAGUUCCAAAACAUACCUAUUCAACUAAGAAAAAAAUGUAUAAUAUAAAAAUAAUAGAUAAAUGCGAGUUCAUAAAAAUAGUUAAAUGUCUUGUGAAACAAUUGGGUGUCAUAGUAUGAUUAACAAUUUUUUCGAAGAAUCGAGUUCAAUGGAUAUUUGUUGAAAGACAAACGCGAUUCUCAUAUCCUUAUUCUCUUAGACUGUAAAACUUUAGAUUACGUACCAUUUCGUCAUUCAUAAAGCUUUGAAUUUUAAAAAAUGUCCACUUAUUUUGUGGAAAAAUAAUGUAUUUUUAAUCACUUUGAAAAAAGGCCAUGGCUUAUAGGAGAGCAAAGACAUAGAAAGUUGGUUUAAAAUCACGAUGAACUUUGACAAAGUCUAACCAUAUAUAUUUUUUUUUUUGUAUCCUUGCUACAGAUCAAGGCAGCAGUAAGAACUGUGAAUCCAAAAGAAGAGAAACUCUUGUUGCCAGAGCAAAAGUUUAAAAUAGCAGUGAGUACACAGAUGAUGUAUUUAAUCUUUCGUAACUUUAUUACUAAGCCUUUUUUUUAAACCCGUUUCAACAGUAAGCAUAAGUUAGUAUGUAUUAAGAGCCUGUUUACAUUAAUUAUCUAGCUUUUUUUUUGUUUUGGUAUCCUUAUCUAAUAGACUUAAUAUUUUCUUUCAGGCAAUGAAACAAAACAUCAACAGAGUUUCACAAUUGGUUAGUGUCUUCAUGGACACAGGGCGGUUUAUUCAAAGCUGUUUUGAUUGGCAGUCUCCACCUCGUACAAUAACAGCUUUCAUUGUGAGUCGCAGCAUUUUAUCCACUGUCUCAUAUAAAUCAAGGGAGAAAAACAACAUUUAAGAAUAAGAAUGCCUCUUUAAAAGAACAAUUAUUAGAUAAUCUCUUAGAUAUUAAUAACCUAUAGGCCUACUUGAAUUAUAAAUAAAUGGUAUAUACUUAAUACAGAUUUUAAGUUUAUAUCUACUGAGAUGCAUGAAGUUAAAUUGAAUUGGUGCUUAUAAUGUAUUCAUUAGAAAUAUUUUACAACUUAUUAACAUCUUACUAGUAUAUUUUCUUCAAGAAAUUAAAGAAAAAUAUUAAUGAAAUUAAGGUAAUUAAAUAGAUUGGUUUAUAUUUUUAUUACUGAUUUAUCCUGUUUAAGAUCUAUGUAUUGCUCUCUCUCUCUUUAUAUAUUAAUUAAUUUUGUUAUUUUUCACAUAAUCUUGCAGGUGUAUUUGGUUAUUGUGUGGAAUUUUGAGCUCUACAUGCUUCCAAUUUCUUUGCUCCUAAUAUUUUUGAAAAAUUAUGUGAUAGCUAACAUUGUUGGCACCUUCAAGAAAGAGCCAGUAGAAGAUGUAAGAACCUUUCAAAAUCUACAACAAAUGUUCAUUUUGUGAUCACUGGCCUUAACUCAGAUAAUCAUAUUAUUUAUUUUUUUUUAAAUGUUAACAUAAAUUUUUUUUUGUUUUCAAUAUUUUUUCAUGUACCCUGAAAGAGUUAUUUGUAAUUUGCCAUAAAGUGUAAGAUAAGAUUGUAAGGUACGAAUUGAAAUCAAGGGUAAAAACUGGAAACUUAAGAAUUGAAUCAUUUGUUUUACACUUUUUAUAAAAUUUUCUUCAUGACUCUAAACAUCUAUACUUACUCUACAGGAGUAUGAAGGAGAAGAUGAAGAUGACGAUGAAGAAGAAAAAGAUAAGGUAACAUUUAAAUCACGCUACCAUUACACGGACAGAUUAAAGAAAUGUGGAUUUUGCGCUAGUCUUUCCCUUGUGAUGUUUUUAUUGCUUUAUCACGUCUUCAUGUUUGGCAAUAUCCAAUUCUUGUUCGAGCAAGGAAUAUCUCUGAUAAUAUUUGAAGACAACAAUAAUCUUUUGAAUAAUUAAGUAAAUUAGAAUUUAUAAUCUAAUUAGUAAAACUCAAGAAGUUUUUCAUUUAACAGACAAAAGACCAAAAAAAUGAAGCUCACGUGAUAGGACUAAAUUUUGUGUUGCAACAUAAUGUGCAUUUCAGUAAUAACCCUGAUAAAUGGGAGGGAUUUGGAAAUUGGGGAAGAGGCAAAACUAGAGGCUACAUUCAUCUUGUAUUAUGGUUUUUGAUUAUGUAUACGUUUAGGGAAAGUUUAUUUGAAAAUCAUGCUUCAUCCCCAAAGGCUUGAAUCGCGUUACAAAAUCAACCAUAUUAAAAGAGAAAUGAAAAAUUCUAUAUUAUAUCACAUUGAAAUACAAAACGCAACAUUACAAAAACUAAAUACGAGAAUACUCAUUCUAAUUCUUUCAUCUCUUACAAACAAAAACAACGCAGGCCAAUAUACAUCUAGGAGAUAAUUACCAAUAAUUCCAGAAUUAAUUUUUAGCAUCUCUGUCUGUUCUUUCGUUUUUUUGUGGUUUUUUUUGUUGUUUUUUUUUAAUAUGCAAUGCCAGUUAAAGUAUUAGGUUUGUAAUAAAAUUUUAAACAACAGAUCUGAGUUUCUUCAUCUUGCCACAAAUCAUAUUUUGAUAUCACUUUGAAAGAUCAACAAUAUUUCAUAACUUAGCUGAUGCAUCUCAUAGUUAAAAUUAUAAGAUGCUUUAAUUAAAGCACUUUUACAAAGUUAUUUGAAUCCCAAUUUUUAAUCUCUUUACAAAUAAGAGGGUUUUAUUUAAAUUAAUUUGGAAAAAUUAGAGUGGUAAUGUUUCAUUUUUUUUACUCACCUGUGUUGAGUAGCUAAAAAUAUUCUGUUUUAAAAAUAAAUAUUUGGCUCAUGUGUCAAUAGCAGAUGAAAUAAUCAAUUUCAAAAGAUGCUUCUAUAAUAAAUAUACCAUAGCUAAUUUUCAAGCCUCUGCCCGAUUCUAUCAUGCACCACAGAGUUAGUACAUUGAUGUUUAAUGUUUAGAAUAUUUUAAGUUUUGCAUGGUCUUUUUUUUAUUCCUAAAACUAAAGUAUUUAGUACAGUAUUAAGUAAUGAUUUACCUUCCAGUUAUUUAUACAAAAAAAUCUUUUAAUCUUAUCUCCCAUGAUUUGGAUACUACCUGGUAUUUUAAAUGAACUUCACUAAAUGAACUUUUUAAAUAUAUCCAAAUACUCACUAAACAUUGUUACUUUGAGUCUAACAUAUUAUCCAUUUUUACUUCUUCUAGCCAAAGAAGGUAAAUUUUAAUUUUGAUAAGUGUAACUUCAUAACUUAAUAUCCCAUUCUGAUAUCCAAUUUUUUAAAAUUCAAAACUCUGCUACACUGCUAUAGACCUACGGGUACAUUGAAAUUUUUUUUUUUUUUUUGUAGAGAAUUUUCAGUAGCCGUUUACCUUGUUGAGGCAAUGUUGGUUUUGUUUUUAUAGUAUAUUUGUAUCAUAUAUAGAUUUUUUUUUUUUAAAUUUAAUUUUUUUUUUUUUUUAUUUUAAAAUUUUAAAAAUUGAAUUUUUAUACCAAUUUUUAUUUUUUUGCUAUAGACCUACGGGUACAUUGAAAUUUUUUUUUUUUUUUGUAGAGAAUUUUCAGUAGCCGUUUACCUUGUUGAGGCAAUGUUGGUUUUGUUUUUAUAGUAUAUUUGUAUCAUAUAUAGAUUUUUUUUUUUUAAAUUUAAUUUUGUCUUUUUUUUAAUUUAAAAUUUCAAAAAUUGAAUAUUCAUACCAAUUUUUAUGUUUUCCUUCCAUCAAAGGGCUACAAAUUCAGGAACAAAAAUAUAUUUAAAGCUCAAUAAAACCCAUCCUAUCUUUAUAUAUUUGUAAAAUUGAAGUACAGAUAAAUUAAUUUUUGAACUAACAUUUUAAAUUGUGCUUUUUUCUAGCCAGAGUAUGUAACUGCUUCUGUUAGCUUUUUGUAUAUAAUUAUAAUAAAAAAAGAAAUAGCAUUAUUUUGACGGUAUCAAAAAACUUACUUACUGAAGCCCUUUAGCACGUCUAGGGCAUAGAUUGUGUACAAUAAUUUUCCAUUUAUCUCGGUCCUGUGCUUUCCUUUCUAGGUGUAUCCCAUACUUUGUGUCUGCCUCUAGCUCCAUGCAUUCUUUGGCCCUCCUCUCUUCCUUUUUCCCGUGAAUUCCAUGUUAGGGAUUGUCUGGUGAUGUUAUCUGGGGGUUAAAGAAGAGUGCGCCCUAUUAAAUCCAUAUUUCCCUUUUGAUGUCUUCAGCAAUAGGCUCCUGGUGUGACCUUUCCAGUAAGUCUUUGUUGGUUAUGGUGUUUGACCAUGUGAUGUUCAGAAUCUUUCAAAGGCAAGUGUUUAUUGAGGUAUUUACUUUAUCAGUGACCCUCGCUGUUUUUCUCCAAGUUGCGGCUCCAUAGAGUAGGACUGUUUUGACAUAAUUUGUUUGCAGAGUAAGCUCCUUUGACUCCCAUAUUUUCUUUAGUAACACAAAGGCUGACCGAGCCUUUCCAAUUCCAGCCCUGACAUCAGCUUCGUAUCCACCAUUUAUGUCAAUGAUGCUGCCUAAGUAUGAGAAGGCCUCCACUUCUUCCAGUGCAUUUCCUACCAAAGAGAUAUGCUCUUUGUUAGCUGAGUUUAUCUUCAUGAUUGUUGUCUUGCUUUUAUUUAUAGAGUCCGAGCUGUGCUGAAAUGCAUUUGUUGCUAGUUGUGGGACAGAAGUUCACUGUCAUCUGAAAUUUCUAGUUCAUUCAGUUGUUCCCUGGGUGUCCACGGUAUCCCGUUCCUCUUUUUGUCUGUGAAUUCUUUCAUUAUCCUGUCAAUGGCAGGGCUGAAUAGGAAGGGAGUUAAGAGACAUCCUUGUGUGACUCCUGUUCCAUUUGAAAGGCAUCCGUGAGUCUACCUUCUUGUACCACCCUACAUAUCAUUUCUUCAAAAACUCUUACUGAUCCUGACUAGUUUUCUUGGUACCCCCAUAAAGCUGGAGAAGUUUCCACUAUGUCUGUUGGUCCAGGCUAUCAAAGGCAUUUUCUUUUUCGAUGAAAUUUAGGUACAGCGGGGAAGCUCCAUUCAUUGGACUGUUCUACAAUGAUUCUUAGUGUUGCAAUUUGAUCUGUGCAUGAUCUGUUUCAGCGGAAACAAGCCUGUUGACCUGGUCCCUCAUUCUAUUCAGAAUAUUUCUUUUAAAGACCAUCCUGGUACUGACAGAAGUGUCAUUCCUCUGUAGUUUGCACAGUUGCUGAAUUAUUUGGUAUCUUGAUGAGGUAUCUUUCUUUACAAUCUUUUUUGGAACUCUCUCUUCUUCCCAUAUCUUGUCAAAUAGAGGGUGUAGCGCCAGUCUCUCUGGCUUCUUAUAUCUUCCUGAGAGCUUUCUAAUUAUAUCAUAUCGCUCUGUCACGUUCGCCUUUUAUUCUACUGUUGACACAAGGCUAUCUAUGUAAGCUCUUAUAUUAUUCUUAAUACUAUUCUUUACACUUCCAUUGGCUUCUUUAUAUUUCUCUUGUGGUUUUGUUUUCUCUGCCCUGGUGUGGCUGUUGUUUACUGCAGACUUCAUUUCUUUCAUCUCGUUUAUUUUUUGCAACGUGUCGAGUGAGAGCCAAUCUUUGUGUUGAGUGAGAGCCAAUCUUUGUGUUGAGUGAGAGCCAAUCUUUGUGUUGAGUGAGAGACAAUUUUUGUGUUGAGUUUGAGCCAAUCUUUGUGUUUGUGCUAGACCGGUCCUAAAGUGUCGUUGCCCAUGGAUGUUGCAGUUAUCUUUAUAAUUUGCCAUUGAUGUUCUUUCUUGUCAUCAUCUGUUUGGUCUAGCAGCACCUGGAACUUAUUUAUGUAGAAAACACUGAAUUUCUGUCGUUUUUGCUCGUUUUCAAGACGUUCUAUGUUGUAUAUUUUAGUUGUCUUGCAGCUGGCUCUUCCCAGUUUUUCUUCAGCUUUAGCUGAACUCUUGCCAAAACUAGAUGGUGAUCAGAUGCAACACCAGCUCCUCUGAUAGCUCGUACUUCUUGUACAGACCACCUUCUGAAUUUUGUUGCUAAUACUUAUAUGAUCAGUGUGGUUUUGUUUUCUGUUAUCAGGGGACACCCAAGUUAGCGUGUGUAUAAUACACGUAUGCUGAUAUUCGCUGCCCCCAAUAACGAGAUCAUUUGCUGAGCAAAAGUCUGCCAGUCUUUCGUCGUUUUAAUUUCCCUCUCCUAAAUAUGGCGACCCAUAAUUUCUUCGUAUCCUCUGUUUUCUUAGCAUUGAGAUAUCCCAUUAUGAUAUUUAGAUCUCUACCUGGAAAAUUUUCCAGUAAAUUUUUCCAGUAUGCCUUGUAGUCUAUUUUAGAAAGUUUCUUUUUCAUCCUCCUUAUUACCGUUGGUGGGUGUAUAGCACUGUAUUACAUUCAUAUUUAUUUUCUUCUUCUUUUUUCGGAAGGAAUGUUUCUGUAAUAAUUCUUGAACCAAGGGCUUCCCACCCUAUUAAUGCCCCUUGUGCCAUUCGUGGCAUCAUAAAAUCGACUCAUGCUCUGAGUAUAUUAUUGUUUCUCCCGAGGACAAUGUUGACUGCCAUACUUGUGUUCAUCUUGUUUCACAGAUGCCGAGCAGUGUGAGUUUGAAUGUUCUCGUUUCUGCCACCACUUGGGCUGAUUUCCCUGUUUCAUACAUGGUUUUAACAUUCCACGAGCCUAUGUUUAUUACCUUUGAAAGGAGGGUCCUCGGCUUUGAGGCUUCCAGUAUAACCUUGGUUUGGCAGCAAAGCUUCAUAACUCUUCUUGGGGAAGCAGAGACCUCGCUUAUCAGGACUGGAAUUGUCUUUUUCUUCAUCUUGUUUAAGGUUCAGUAGCAGUUAUUUUUGUUUUUUUACAUGGGAUGUAACUGGCAUCACGCCAACCCCCUCGUUUAGCACCCGGGCUUGGGACUGUCCAUGACGGAGUUGUCAUAAAUGGUGAUGUCAUAUUUAUUAUCCAAACAUGAAAAAAAAAUCUAAAUUUGUUUAUUAAUAAUAUUUUUUUAUCAAAGAUGUCAGCUGUAUGAAUAUUUUAAUAUUUCUAUUCUUUUUAAUUGUAAAGACUGAUCUGAUGUUUUCUCCAUUAGAUACUUUGAGAACAUAUCUCAUCUCAGAUUUAUUUUACUGUCAUCUACUCAAAUAAUUAUGAAAAAUGUUUUACAAGACAAGUAGUCUAUUCAUCAAUCUUAAAAACUACCAAUACUUUAAUAUAUAUUAUUGAUCACUUUACCAGUCAGUAGCGCUUAAAAUUUUAACAAUAUAAAGACAAAAUUAUAUACACCAACAAUUAGCAGAAAGAGUAUGUAUGCUAUAUAGUAUAUAUUUUUAAAAAUCCUAUAUAUAUUGCACUCAAUGACAUGAAGUUUUAUUCAAUGCCACCAAUUAUAAACCAAUGAACCCACAUUAAAGUACCUAAAUAAAUAUCCUCUCUAAAUUUCACCCUUUUACCAUUAAUCAUAAGCUCAUAUAAACUAAUCACUGCUUCCCACUCACUCAAGAAGCUUCAUAACUAAAUUCACUGCCGCCCUUACUAACCCUUUGAAUAUCUUCAUGCAUUUGUAGUUUCUCUGUUUGAUUGUUUAAUUUUUCCGCCUUUUUUUAAAGCCCAUUUUCAUUAAAUUUAAAUUGCUAUGAACAAGGAAACGUUUAUUUCACUUUCACAUUCCAAAAAUAUACCCUCAGAGGCUGGACUAGGAAAAAAUUUCCGUUUUACCACCAGCUUCCGUUCAUUGUCCUUUUUAUUUACAGGAGAGUGGCGUUUUGAGAGAAAUGUUUAUGCUUUUAAUUUGUUUUAUUUUUAUUUAUUUUUUAUUUUGAGUUUAAAAUGGAAGAAAUGUGAACAAGUUCAACAGUAAUUCUGCAACUUGAUGCAUGAAUGACCCUGUUAUUUAAAGAGUAUUAAGUCCUGUCCUGAUUUUAUAUAUUGUAUUUAUGUAUAUAAAUUAUAAAUAAUCAAAAUUACUCAUCGACACACUGAUCAAUAUCCAUGAUAUUGAGAUUUAAAGAUAUAAUUUCCUUUGAAAUUUUUAAUUGUACAAUGUGACCUUUUGUCAUACAUUUCUCAAAACUUUUUACGAAGCCUUUUUUUUCUAUGCUAAUAGCAAGAAGAAAAGAAAAGUAUAGUGGAUCGAUAUCAUGCAAUACAAGAAGUUUGUCUCCAAGUGCAGCAAGGCCUCGACAGUGUAGCUUGUCUUGGUGAGAGAAUAAAAAAGUAAGUUCUAGAGACAUGAUGAGAAGAGUUGCGUUUGUGGAUGAUAAAGCAGUGGAUGUUACUGUUAUUGUUAUUUUAAAAAGAGGAAGGAAUUCUUAUUUCAGGGAGAGUUUAAUACCGGUUACUGGUAUUGUAUUAAAUGUAAAAUUAAUAGCUUAUGAGAGACAGACCUUAUCAAACAGGGGAUCGGCUGAGCUUUUUGUGCCAAGCCUCACACUCACAUGGCCCUAAAAUUUGUGUGUAAUAUACCGGUAAAUCAAAUGUUUCUAAAUUUUGUGUGUAAUAUACCGGUAAAUCAAAACAUUAUAAAUUUCUCUACCCUGUAAUGAAUGAUACUUAUUAUUUAUUUGUGAUAUUUUUAUCACAUUUUUUAAUUUCAAAUUGUUAACUGUAGGAACUUUUUUUUUUUAAAUCAUUCUAGUGUGGGGGUCCUCUUUAGACUUCUGAAAGGAACAUAACAAAGGCAGCUGCUGUUUUUUGAAAAGUGGAGCUGUAAUGCGUCACAUCAUUCUAAAAAAAAAAAAAAAAAAAAACGUUAUUUUUAGCUACACUGUAGGCUACUAAAUUAUUUUUCAAUCAAAUAUUUUUUAAUUUUUUUUAAUUGACAAGGUAAGAGAAAGAAAGGAUGAAGAAGAAAGAAAAGAAAAAAAAGGAGGGUGUGGGGGUAUCAGCUUCAAUCCCUUACAACCUUCUCUUCUUCUUCCUUGUAAUUUGAUUUCUGUUCCUUUUUUGUACCAGCUGCACAGCCCUUGGGUCCACAAGUUUUUCAGAGUACUUAUUUGAUAUGAAAAAACAGCAAUAGUAGGCCUAUAGUAUAAAAAAAGGGCUCUGUUGUUUUUUUUUCACAUUUGGGUUCUUGAGUUGAAUUAGAAAGUCAAGAUUUGAACAUAAAUUAAAUUUAUAUUGAAAUGUAAACAGAACAUUAGAAUUAGAGGAAUAAAAUCUAAUUUAACAAAAAAGGUUGUGUUAUUUUCUUACUUGGGCAAUAUUAUAUUUCAAAAAUACAUCUGUUAGUUUUGUAAAGUUUUUGUAGUCCUUUGCAAUUUUUUACAACCGGUAUUGAUCUUGUUAUCCUAUUAUUCCCAUAUCAAUUUUUUUCUACCAUAUUUCGCAUUUUUUGCAAAAUCACAAAUUUUGGAGUCCUUUAAAUUUUAGCAUACCUCUUUGAUAAACUAAUUUUAUCAUUUCAAUUUCAAAAUCAUUUAUGUUAUUCUUGCUAGCACAUUCAACUGGAGUGUUCCAUGGUUGUCUACCCUUGCAGUUAUAGCUCUAUCUGCUGGCAUUAUUGUCCUCUAUUUCAUUCCACUACGAUAUCUGCUACUGGCUUGGGGUAAGGAGAGGUUUUUAAGACACAUUUUGCUAUUCUGUAUAAGUAUAGAGUAAUAUAACAUUUAUUUGUUUAAAUUUAUUCUGGAUGUCUCAGUUUUUUAACAAUUGUAACAGAAAGAUUUAACCUUCAUUUUCAUUUUAACUUUAUAACUACCCGGUACAUUUUUUUUUUGUUCGCAGGCAUCAACAAAUUUACAAAAAAGUUGCGUAAACCAAAUGCAAUAUCUAACAAUGAGUUGUUAGAUUUCUUAUCCAGAGUACCUUCAGAUAAAGAAUUGGUAAGUAAUUGCUAA